Aspergillus pseudoviridinutans is the source of this 672-nucleotide messenger RNA. Its product is annotated as ankyrin repeat domain-containing protein. The transcript has a single exon. The coding region runs from base 1 to 672 and encodes 223 amino acids. Gene Ontology annotation, molecular function: protein binding. Lineage: Eukaryota; Fungi; Ascomycota; Eurotiomycetes; Eurotiales; Aspergillaceae. The record is from RefSeq and is a predicted model, not a curated record.
AUGGGCAGGGGAGACGUCUUUCAGAGCCUUUUUCAUCAAUCGGAGGAUUACAGGGAGUUGUCCACUCUCUUUCCACGCGCGCUGAUGGGCGGCAAGGCCAGCAUUGUGAGGACUAUAAUCGAGGCAUUUCCCAACACACUGGAAAACUACGAGUCCAGCUACAAUGAGACGGCUUUGCUCCGUGCCGCCGAGGAUGGAGGUGAAGAAGUGGUUCGAUACCUGCUUUCUCUCAACACGACCCCCAUCAAUUAUCAGGAUCGCGACGGUAAGACUGCUUUAUACUUUGCUGUCGAGUCACGGGAUCUCGGCAAAGUCAUAGCUCUUCUAGAGCAUCCCGAUAUACACGUCAAUCAGAAAACGAGCGAAGAUUGCCACUGUCAACCACUGCUCCACUGCGCAGUUAACCAACAUUGUGUGGAUGCCGAGAUCAUGAAGACUUUACUAGCUCAACCUGAUAUAAAUGUCAACUCUCGAGAUCUGUGUGCCAGGAGUCCCCUCGCUUCAGCGGCUUUCAACGGGAAAGCUGAACUGGUGCAGCUCCUCCUGCAGCGACAUGAUGUGGAUUUAUUCCCCGUGGAUAACUGUGGAAACACCCCGUUGCUUCUCGCCGCCGAAGAAGGAGAAAUUCACAUUGUGAAUAUGCUAUUGAAGGUACCAGGUACGGAUAUUUAG